GGUGCCGCAGGCGCAGAGCAGAUCGAGGCGCCCGGGGGCAACGCUCAGUGUGCCAUCUGCCUCACGGUGGUGGAGAAGGGCACCUUGUACACCGAGCUGGCGUGCAGGCACGGCUUCCACCCCGCCUGCAUCUCGCGCUGGCUGAUGCAGAACGAGUCCUGCCCCACCUGCGAGAAGGCCAUCCCCGUGUCUGCGAGCCACGCGGAGCCCGCGGAGGAGGCGGAGCAGGACUACGAAGCCGGCGCCGAUGGAGUCAACAGGGACGACAGCGCAAAGCAGCCUGAGCAGGAGGCGCGGCGCGGCAGCUACGGGGAGGACGGCUGGAGGGAGGAAGCGCCUCCCGUCCGCGGCGCGGCAGACCCGCGAAUGCGGUCGGAGGAGG
Prorocentrum cordatum is the source of this 382-nucleotide messenger RNA. Lineage: Eukaryota; Dinophyceae; Prorocentrales; Prorocentraceae. The record is from the annotation of a GenBank genome assembly.